AUGAAAGACAGCAUCAGUGGCAAUACUGAAGCCAUACUAUCAGACAGAUCAGUUGAGAUCUCACCAGCCCAAAUUGAAGAGAAUUUAAGAUUGAUUGAAGAUUUAAAAUUCUUCUUAGCUACAGCUCCUGCAAAUUGGCAAAAGAAUCAAAUCAUAAGAAGAUACUAUUUGAACCAUGAUGAAGGGUUCGUGUCAUGUGUUUUCUGGAACAAUCUUUAUUUCAUCACAGGUACUGAUAUUGUUCGUUGUAUUGUCUAUAGAUUUGAACAAUUUGGAAGAGAGAUUACAGAUAGAAAAAAGUUUGAAGAAGGUAUAUUUUCAGAUCUUAGAAGUUUAAAAUGUGGGUCGGAUGCUGUUUUGGAAGCUUCAAAGUCUCCAUUUUUGGAUUUCCUUUACAAGAAUUCAUGUUUAAGAACUCAAAAGAAGCAAAAGGUGUUUUUUUGGUUUAGUGUUCCUCAUGAUAAAUUAUUUGCUGACGCUUUGGAAAGAGAUUUGAAAAAGGAGAAACAGAAUCAAGCUGGUACCACAAAAUCUAAGACUGAACCUGCCCUAUCAUUUGGUUAUGAU
This is a messenger RNA of Hansenula anomala, 567 nucleotides long. RefSeq names its product homeodomain family transcription factor STE12 (gene STE12). Gene Ontology annotation, biological process: regulation of DNA-templated transcription; sexual reproduction; regulation of pseudohyphal growth. NCBI's taxonomy places the organism in Eukaryota, Fungi, Ascomycota, Saccharomycetes, Phaffomycetales, Wickerhamomycetaceae. Gene Ontology annotation, molecular function: DNA-binding transcription factor activity. Gene Ontology annotation, cellular component: Ste12p-Dig1p-Dig2p complex; nucleus; Tec1p-Ste12p-Dig1p complex. The annotation marks the transcript as partial. The record is from RefSeq and is a predicted model, not a curated record. The transcript has a single exon.